This is a messenger RNA of Capra hircus (goat), 2456 nucleotides long. It is a transcript of the gene ZNF404, whose product is annotated as zinc finger protein 404. Gene Ontology annotation, molecular function: DNA-binding transcription factor activity, RNA polymerase II-specific; RNA polymerase II cis-regulatory region sequence-specific DNA binding. The transcript has 7 exons. Gene Ontology annotation, biological process: regulation of transcription by RNA polymerase II. The record is from RefSeq and is a predicted model, not a curated record. NCBI's taxonomy places the organism in Eukaryota, Metazoa, Chordata, Mammalia, Artiodactyla, Bovidae. Bases 580 to 2256 code for a protein of 558 amino acids.
GUGCUCUUCCGGUGGCGGAGGCGCUGUAGUCCUUAAGUGUUAAGUAGAUCCCAUCCAAAAAUAAAAACGGCACACGCUUCCAUCGUCUAUUUCGAUAGCCGGACUGGAACCCCCUCUGGUGACAGGUGCUCAAGGCGAGGACGCUCCGGGCGCGGACAAGACGUGUCAGUCCUCGAGUCCACUUGGGGUCUGUGGCAGAUAAAGGAGGGAAACCAGAAUGUCAGCUUUAGAAUGGAAGAAUGGAGGAUCCCGGCAAGAAGACACAGAUUGGAUCACGAGAUCAGAUUUUCCGAAGCUGAAUACGGCCCCAAACAGGCUUUUGGGAAGAUCUAAUGACGUCCUAGGAUGCUGCAUGUCUCUAAAAAAUAGGAUCCUGAGAGAGGAAAGAAUUUUUGUUAAACAACUAAAAAGUUUAAGUUAAGUUGAGCCUCUCAAUGAGAACACAGCCCAGCUGACACCUGUUUGUAACUUCCGAGACCAACCUGAGGAAAGCACCCAGUGAAACUGUGUCCAGACUCCAAGUCCACAAAACACCGUGAGACAAUAAAUCUCUGGCUUCUCUGGACUCAGCUUCUGAGAAUGAUUGGCAGUUCUAAAAUCAUGGCCCCGGUGCCUCUUACAUUCAGUGAUGUGUCCAUAGACUUCUCUCAGGAGGAGUGGGAAUGCCUAGAUUCAGAUCAGAAGAAUUUGUACAAAGAUGUGAUGUUGGAGACUUAUACUAACUUGGUAUCACUGGACUUUGAUUUCACAACUGAGAACAACAAAUUAUCUUCAGAAAAAAGAAGUUUUGAAGUAAAUUCAUACCAUUGGGAGACAAUCAAAAGUAAAACCUUCAACCUUAUGGGGUUUAUUUUUAGAAAUGACUCACAGAACAGAAAUGAAUUUGAAGGACAACAGGCAUCUCAAGUGGGACAUUUUAGUCAAAUGAUGUUCCAAAAACAUAUAUCUCUUCCUCUGCAUCAGAGAAUUCACACUAAAGAGAAGUCAUAUGAAUGUAAGGGAUGUAGGAAGGGCUUUAGGAAAUAUUCACAUCUUACUGAAAAUCUGAAAGACCAUAGUGGUGUGAGACCCUGUGAAUGCAGAGAAUGUGGAAAGGCCUUCCUAGUUCUCCAGCAUUUUAUUAGACAUAAAAAAAGUCACACUGAUUUGAAGCCCUAUGAAUGUAAUGGAUGUGAGAAAGCCUUUAGAUUUUAUUCACAGCUUAUUCAACAUCAGAUAAUUCAUACUGGUGUGAAACCCUACAAAUGUAAGCAAUGUGGAAAGGCCUUUAGACGUCCUUCUCACCUUACUGAACAUCAGAACAUUCAUGUUGGCUUGAAACCCUACGAAUGUAAGGAAUGUGGGGAAACUUUUAGGUUGUACCGGCAUAUGUGUCUCCAUCAGAAAAUUCAUCAUGGUGUGAAACCUUAUAUCUGUAAGGAAUGUGGAAAGGCCUUUGGUCAUCGUUCAAGUCUCUAUCAACACAAGAAAAUUCAUUCUGGUGAGAAACCAUAUAAAUGUAAACAGUGUGGAAAGGCCUUUGUUCGCAGCUAUCUACUUACUGAACAUCAGAGAAGUCAUACUGGUGAAAAGCCUCAUGAAUGUAAGGAAUGUGGAAAGGCCUUUAGUAGGGCCUCAAGCCUUCUUAAACAUAAAAGGAUUCAUAGUAGUGAGAAACACUAUUAUUGUAAGGAAUGUGGGAAGGCCUUCUGUAGAGGCUCUCAACUUACACAACAUCAGAGAAUUCAUACUGGUGAGAAGCCCCAUGAAUGUAAAGAAUGUGGGAAGACUUUUAAGCUCCAUUCUUACCUUAUUCAACAUCAGAUCAUUCACAGUGACUUGAAACCAUAUGAAUGUAAACAAUGUGGGAAAGCCUUCAGUCGUGUCGGAGACCUUAAAACACACAAGUCAAUUCAUGCUGGGGAGAAACCUUAUGAAUGUAAGGAAUGUGGAAAAACCUUUAGACUUAAUUCUCAACUAAUUUAUCAUCAGACAGUCCAUACUGGCUUAAAACCAUAUAUAUGUAAAGAAUGUAAAAAGGCCUUCCGUUCUAUAUCAGGUCUUUCUCAACAUAAGAGAAUUCAUACUGGUGAAAAACCUUAUGAAUGUAAGGAAUGUGGUAAGGCCUUUAAUCGUAGCGAGCGACUUAUUCAGCAUCAGAGAAUUCAUACUGGUGUGAAGCCACAUAAAUGUAAGGAACGCGGGAAGGUCUUUACUCGUUGCUCUCAACUUACUCAACAUCAAAGAUUUCACAUUGGCGAGAAACUCUUAAUGUAAUGAAAGUCAGAAAGCCUUUAGCCUUGGCACAUCCUUUAAUAUUAUCACUUUUCUACCACCUAACUACGUUAUGCUACAGAUUAUUAUUUAACAUAAAUAUAAAUGCUUGGAAGGGUGUCUGGCUCAGAGUAUUUGCUUACUAUUAAUAAUCAUUCUUUAAUGAUAAUUACUAGUAUUGUUAUAAAUUCACAUGGAAGGAA